AUGGAUCACCUUACAACAGAGGCAGCGAAAAAUGAUGAUGUGUCAACAACUGGAUCCAAUAAACGACUUUCACUUACGAUGAGCCUAAAAGAGUUGGAUGCCGAGAAGGUUCUAGACGCUUUCGGAAAAUAUGGACCUUAUCAGAUGAAGGCAUACGUAUUGAUUACCGCAGUACUGAUGUUGUAUUCGUCACAAAUGAUGAUCAUGAGUUUCAUAUCAACUGCACCUGAAUUCGAAUGUGAUAUCAAACAAAACGAGGCCGAAUCAAAGUCGGAAUAUACGAUUAUCGACAGCUGUUACGUGAACGAUUCGAACAACGUGACAAUUCUGUGCAAUGAAAUCCCAAACGCAUCUUUCAAAUUCAAUGAAUCAUCACCACAAACUACACUUAACUCCGAGUUCAACUUGGUUUGUCGCGAUGAGCAUUGGGCCCAGCAUGCUUCAUCACUCUUCUUACUGGGCGGGCUGUUAGUAACACCGUUCACAACACAGCUCUCAGACUUGUACGGCCGUCGAUAUGCGUUUCUGAUAUCCCUUUGGACCGCAGUCACUGCGGCCGUUGCAUGCUCGUUUGCACCAACGUAUGGAUGGUUUCUUCUUUUCCGCUUUAUCACUGGCGUUGGAACUUCGAGUUAUGCGACAGUUGGUUGGGUGUUCUGCUGCGAAUCGGUUUCAGUGAAAUUUCGUUCAUUCAUUCCUGUGGUCGGAACAUUUGCAUGGGUUUCUGGUAUAAUGUUGGUCGGUAUCCUUCGAGUAUUCAUCAGUAAUUGGCGGUGGUUAUAUUUUGCUGUCUCUCUUCCUGGACUUCUCACGUACUCUUAUUAUUGGUACAUUGAAAAAUCAUCAACUUUCAACCACAAAACUAUCUCAAUACCUGACUGCAAAUCGAGUACAACAAAGCUGAACGAAGGAAAUUCAAGAACUUUCAUCGAUAUGGUCAAAAAUAAGGCAAUCGUAUUCCAUCUGACCAUUCAUUGUCUUAUUAUUACUAAAUUGAGUGACGACAGCUAUACGGGUUAUUUCCUUUCUGGUUUAGUCGAAAUACCGGCUGGUUUGUUGUGUAUACCGUUGUUGCUCAAAUUUGGUCGUCGAACAAUUACAUUCUGGUGUCUUGCUUUACAAGGUGUUUCAAUGGGAGCUGCGAUUUUAUAUCCAGGUCCUGGAACGAUUGAGAUGAUAUUUCCUGUGGUAGCAAAACUUUUCAACAGUAUCCUCUGGACAUCAGAACCAUUGCUGUUAGCCGAAAUGAGUCCAACGUCAAUUCGAGAUAUCUUUUAUGGUCUUGUCACAUUUUUCGGUGAAUUCGGCUCUGUACUUGCACCAUACUUGGAAUUACUGAAAGACAUCGACGAGCGUGCUCCCCAAACAGUGGUGGCGAUUCUUUCGGCUGGUGCAUCAAUGUUAGUUUUAACGGCACCUGAAACGAAGAACAAACCAAUGCCCGAGGACUUGGAUCAGUUUGACAUCGGCUGUCUUCUGAGGCGUUUUGCAUGCUGCAGACAAACACCGAAAGAUAACAACGAAUACGGUAUUCAAACCCUGCCCGAAACCGAGGUAAGAUUUGUUGGAACAGAAUACCGAAGUUGA
This is a messenger RNA of Anisakis simplex (herring worm), 1587 nucleotides long. The record is from the annotation of a GenBank genome assembly. NCBI's taxonomy places the organism in Eukaryota, Metazoa, Nematoda, Chromadorea, Rhabditida, Anisakidae.